AUUUUAUAUUUAUAAUUAUAGAUCUAAUAUUACUAAUAAUAAUAGAUCUAAAUCAUUUCUAGGGAAAAUAUGUUAAAUUCGAUUACAUCUUUAAUAAAUGGUAUAAAAAAGCCAUUAAAAGUUCGAUGUGUUGCAGAAGAGAGCUUUCGCCGUUAUGGCAUAGUUGCAAAGGAUUAUUCUGACGCAGUUAAAAAAGGAAAAGAAAAAUUAAAGAUACCAAAUAAUGUUAAAGUAACGGUGGUUCUGGAGGAUGAUGGUACUGAAGUCACUGACAAUGGCUAUUUAGAUACUCUGCAACCACACACCACACUUGUUUUUCUUAGACCAGGAGAAUAUUUCCAGUCAGACCUGGUCAAAGUUGUAGAAGGACUGCAAUUGCUUAUUUCUAGUAUAAAGCCUGAGGGUAUUAAAGAAAUUACUCAAUUGUUAAAGAAAGAAGAGUCUUAUGAAAAACUUGAAAUGUUUUCACAACUUAAAGAAGCGUCCCUGAUUAAUAUAGAUGCUGAAAAAAGGCAAGAUGAUGAAGAUUGGUUUCAAGGCAUUGAUAAGAAAUACAAAACAAAGACAGCAUAUAUGAAAUACCUGGCACAGAGACGCAUCCGCAGUUAUUUUGACUCUGCCAAGGACCAGAUCCAGGAAGAAAAAGACCCCAAGGUCAAAGCUGAGUUGCUUGGUAUAUUUGACAAAAUGAAAACAGAACUCAAGAAAAAUGACCAGCAUGGACAUUAUUUUGAUCGUAGUUCAUCCAAGCAAAAGUUAUGUGAUGAAAAAGGAUGGUUUAAAUGUGAAGGACCUUUUGAUGAAGAUGCCUGUGAUCAAUCCCACAUGAUUAACCCAUAUUCUUCUAAACUAAGAAGACUUGGUUUUAUGAAUUGGAACCUUGACCAUAUAAUUGAGAAAAAAAGGGAAGUGAUUCCUAAACUGGUUGAAGCUGCCAAAAAGAAGAGUGGCAAGAAACAGCUCAACCACAUGGAAGUCUAUAAACUCUUGUUUACAAAGGACAAUUUGAAAUUUGUUCAAUAUGAGUGUCAUAAGAAAGAGGCCAGAUCCCCAACAAUCAAUGUAGAUGAUUUUUACUUACAUUAAAAAAGGUCAUUUUGUAUUAUUUAAAAUAUAUCCUGCUGUUCAAAAUGAAUUGUGAAUUGUAUCUAUUACUCAUAAAACUCUCACAACUUUCCAUUGUUUUAAUUUAUAUCAAUUUGCCAUGUUGGUUUGUUGUUAUAUGCAAUAUUAACUAUGCAUUAUUCAUGUAUGUUAUUGCAUCUUUAUUGUUAAUUUUUACCUUGCUUUUACAUUGAUUUACAGAUUGUAUAAUCAAAAACAGUGUUAUUACAUUUGCCCAGACUAUCAUUUGGAAAAUCCAAAGUGUUUUCUGUGUGACCCUAUAUGGUAGUCUUCCAUUUAAGUUAACAAACUAUCUACAUUUCCAAGCCUUGAACAUGGGUUGCAGAGAAUCUCAAAUUAUUUUUGUUAAGAUCAUACACUUACUUGGCUAGGUCUAUUCAAAAAGAGCUGUUGGUAGUGACAGAUGUUUAUUUGAUUAAAGAGCUUUGAUUGUGUUGAUUGAUGCUAGGCACUGCUGGGGUACAAGGAAUGCUUUGGAAGCAACAAAGAUUUGUUUCUUGUUCCAAAUCAAUGACAACAAAAAAAAAAACAGGAAAUAUUUGUUUUUAUGCCUUGCAUUGUAUUUGACACAAUUAUAAUAUUACUGUGAAUUUGUUGUUUUUUAUGCUAAUGUAUUUUAAUUCUAGUGAUUUAUUUUUUAUUUCAUUUAAAACAUGUCAACUUACACAUGUAUUUAAAUAUGUCUAUGUUUUUUUUUUUAGAGUUUUAUAAUUAAUAUCACAAAUGUCUUAUAUAUUUUUAGAUGGACUGUGAUACUGAAUAAAUGCCAUAAUUUUAUGACUUCUUUUGUCAGUAUGAACUUUGAAGUAUGGUGGCUGGUUGUUCAAGUGAUUUGCUUCCUAACUGAAGGGUCUCAACUUUGAAUCUUGAUUCAGGACAGGGAUUUAAAUUCAGAUUUUUCUGGGCAUUCCUCAAUCAUCCCCCCCCUCCCGCAUAUUCAUUUAUUUUUUUUCAUAUUAUUUUGUUAGUCUAAAGGGAGAUAAAAGUAAUAAAAUUUCAUGCUAUUGAUUUGCUAUUUUUUUAAAUCUGAAACUGCAUAGAAUAUUGAAUCAACAAUGUCAUUGAUUACUUCAACUUUUUCAGGCAAGAGUGAGGUUAUUCAUUUCUAUUUCUUUUCAUAAUAGUAAAGACAGAAGUCUAAUUACAGUUUUCAUUAGUCUCCUAAUAGUAUUGCAUUCAUAAGACGCUUGGGUCAAGAUCCUAAUCUGACACUCCUGCAUUCAUAAGAUGCUUGGGUCAAGAUCCUAAUCUGACACUCCAACAUUCAUAGGAUGCUUGGGUCAAGAUCUAAUCUGAUACUCCUGCAUUCAUAAGAUGCUUGGGUCAAGAUCCUAAUCUGACACUCCAACAUUCAUAGGACGCUUGGGUCAAGAUCUAAUCUGAUACUCCUGCAUUCAUAAGAUGCUUGGGUCAAGAUCCUAAUCUGACACUCCUGCAUUCAUAGGAUGCUUGGGUCAAGAUACUAAUCUGAUACUCCUGCAUUCAUAAGACACUUGGGUCUAGAUCCUUAUCUGACACUCCUACAUUCAUAGGAUGCUUGGGUCUAGAUCCUAAUCUGAUACUCCUGCAUUCAUAAGACACUUGGGUCUAGAUCCUUAUCUGACACUCCUACAUUCAUAGGAUGCUUGAGUCUAGAUCCUAAUCUGAUACUCCUUCAUUCAUAAGACACUUGGGUCUAGAUCCUUAUCUGACACUCCUACAUUCAUAGGAUGCUUGGGUCUAGAUCCUAAUCUGAUACUCCUGCAUUCAUAAGACACUUGGGUCUAGAUCCUUAUCUGACACUCCUACAUUCAUAGGAUGCUUGAGUUUAGAUCCUAAUCUGAUACUGCUGCAUUCAUAAGAUAUUUGUGGUUAGAUCCUUAUCUGACACUCCUACAUUCAUAGGAUGCUUGGGUCUAGAUCCUAAUCUGAUACUGUUGUAUUCAUAAGACACUUGGGUCAAGACCCUAAUCUGACACUCCUGUGGUUUUAAAAUCUUGGAGCUCUGACUCAGCUCCUACUUCCAUGUAGACUCAUGGCUCUUUGUCUUGAAGAGAAAUUUUUUUGUUUGUUUUCUAGAUGAUCAAUAGUCUGUAGAAAACAUUUGAUCAACAAAUCUCUAAUAUAGGAAUCACAAGAAAGAAAACAUUAGGCAUGACUGAAAGAAGACAAAAUAUUUUAUUGAAAUUUUAUAACCACUCUCAAGAUUCAAAUCUAGUACAUAAAAAGGACAUACAAUUCUACACUUUAUAGAAUCAUUUUUCUAAAUUAUAUUUAUCUCUGUACAUUCAUUCAACCCAAAGAAAGUUUGAGACAACUUAAAAUUGUUGAUUCUUUAAUUUAUUUUGAUUUAUAUCCCUUUCUAUAGUUUUAUAAAGAUGACUUAUUUCCCUUUGAUCAUCACGGAACAAAUGUGUUGAUCAUUGCAAAUAAAGCAACAUUUAAUGAAUCAGUUAAUAAAAAAAAAUUAAGACUCCUAGACUUUCACUUCUAUUGCUUUGCAUGAACUUCUUUGAAUAUAAUAUUAUUGAAGUGUAUAGAAGCUUGCACUAGAAAGGCUACAAGUAGCAACCUACAAGAUAUAGUCUAGCUGGUCUAUGUUCAACUACAAAAGUAUCUUUAAAUUAAACUACAAAAGUACAUCUGUUUU
This is a messenger RNA of Biomphalaria glabrata, 3754 nucleotides long. RefSeq names its product DNA fragmentation factor subunit beta-like. Gene Ontology annotation, biological process: apoptotic process; apoptotic DNA fragmentation. The record is from RefSeq and is a predicted model, not a curated record. Gene Ontology annotation, molecular function: DNA endonuclease activity. The transcript is spliced from 6 exons. The coding region runs from base 70 to 1086 and encodes 338 amino acids. Lineage: Eukaryota; Metazoa; Mollusca; Gastropoda; Planorbidae. Gene Ontology annotation, cellular component: nucleus; cytoplasm.